GCCACCCUGUCAUACCACGCCACCUCAGCAGAACGGUCACCGCGCACUAACCCUAAUUUAGUAACAGAGGGUCGCCAACUCAGAACCCCGCAUAUAAAGGCCCCGACCAGCGCGCCUUGCCAACCCAUCGGAGAGUUCUCUGAACUCAUUUCGGAGUCGUCGGAGAAGAGAAAGCCGGAAGUUACGCUUUCGCCCUUCUGCCAUGGCUGUCUCCAGCUGUCCUAGGGUUUUUGCAGCGUUCGAGUGCCGUUCGGAUCCGGACUUCAGCCCCGGCGCCGGCGGUCCGCGCCCGGGGAAGCCGAGUUCCGCUCGAUUUUCCGGGAAGGCGAACUCCGGGUUGCGGUCGAUCUACGGUUCGUCCGGUGCCUCCGGCUUGUCUUCUCUGAUACUCCGGUUUCCUCCGAACUUCGUGCGGCAGCUCAGCACUAAGGCUCGGAGGAAUUGCAGCAACAUCGGCGUGGCACAAAUCGUUGCGGCUUCUUGGUCCAAUAGAUCAGCCAAUGGAUCAACACCUGCGGCGGCGGCGGCGGCUAAAGCUGUCGAUGCGUCCGCCGCCGCAGCCGCAGCCGCAGCUGCGGCGCCGGUUGAGGCCGUCGAUGAUGUAGCGGCGCAUGAUUGUUGUGACAGUAAUGGAAGUGUACAGUUUGUUGAGGGUUUGCCUGUUCCAAAGGAGGCUUCGUUUUUGAGCUGCGAUGGGAGCAUCGCAAUUCAUGCUGGUGAAAGACUAGGUCGCGGUAUGGUUACUGAUGCAAUAACUACCCCAGUUGUCAAUACUUCUGCCUACUUCUUCAAGAAAACUGCUGAACUCAUUGAUUUCAAGGAGGGACGCCAUAAGAGUUUUGAAUAUGGGCGUUAUGGAAAUCCAACUACAGUGGUCGUGGAGGAGAAGAUCAGUGCUCUUGAGGGGGCUGAAUCAACCAUCAUAAUGGCAUCCGGGAUGUGUGCCAGUACAGUUAUGUUGUUGGCAUUGGUCCCAGCUGGUGGGCAUAUUGUGACAACCACAGAUUGCUACAGGAAGACGAGAAUAUUUAUUGAGACAGUCCUCCCUAAAAUGGGAAUCAAGGCUACUGUCAUUGACCCUGCAGACGUGGAUGCCCUGAAAUCUGCCCUGGAUAACAAUAAUGUUACUCUUUUCUUCACAGAGAGUCCCACUAAUCCAUUCCUUCGAUGUGUUGACAUUCCGCUGGUUUCAGAACUUUGCCACAAAAAAGGAGCUUUGGUUUGCAUAGAUAGCACAUUUGCAACUCCUCUCAACCAGAAGGCCCUUGCCCUUGGGGCUGAUAUUGUUAUUCACUCUGCCACAAAAUAUAUUGCCGGCCAUAAUGAUGUCCUUGCAGGUUGCAUUAGUGGUUCUGAAAAGUUAGUAUCAGCAGUUCGUACUUUGCAUCAUAUUCUCGGUGGUGCUCUUAAUCCCAAUGCCGCAUAUCUGAUCAUCCGAGGCAUGAAGACACUGCAUCUUCGUGUACAGCAGCAGAAUUCAACAGCUUUGAGGAUGGCCGAGAUUUUAGAGGGACAUCCCAAGGUGAAGCACGUUUAUUAUCCAGGUUUGCCAAGUCAUCCUGAGCAUUCCCUUGCCAAGCGGCAGAUGACUGGUUUUGGUGGUGUGGUCAGUUUUGAGAUUGAUGGGGACUUGAUGACCACUUCCAAGUUCUGUGAUGCAUUGAAAAUCCCAUACAUAGCCCCCUCCUUUGGAGGCUGUGAGAGCAUUGUGGACCAGCCUGCAAUAAUGUCUUACUGGGACCUUAGCCAGUCCGAAAGAGCCAAGUUUGGGAUCAAGGACAACUUGGUUCGGUUCAGCUUUGGAGUUGAAGAAUUUGAUGAUUUGAAGGCUGAUGUCCUUCAGGCUUUGGAGUCUCUGUAGGGCGUGCUGCCCAAAUACUUUAGGCUUUGGAGUCCACAGUGUGCUACCAACAUCUUUUCUCUGCGUUUAUGUUUUGUUUUGAUCUUUAUUUCUCUGUGGUGCUUUAAAUGGUUGAUUAACAAAAAUAUUUUCUCUGCCCUUACUGGUGGAUCAAAUGAUCUGCUAAUGAAUUGUGCCCUCUCCCUGGGCUACAAUAAGUUACUCUAUUUUAUGUAUAAAAUUUGUGCCCCUAUGAUAUUGUGGUUUCGGUGCAA
Molecule: messenger RNA, 2115 nt
Organism: Malania oleifera
Lineage: Eukaryota; Viridiplantae; Streptophyta; Magnoliopsida; Santalales; Ximeniaceae
Product: cystathionine gamma-synthase 1, chloroplastic
Exons: 11
Coding region: 203-1861 (552 amino acids)
Biological process (GO): transsulfuration
Cellular component (GO): chloroplast
Molecular function (GO): cystathionine gamma-synthase activity; pyridoxal phosphate binding
Source: RefSeq, a predicted model, not a curated record